UUAAGUGAGAGACAAAGAGUUGUGAUUUUUCUUAAUGCAUUGAUUUACAAUAAUUAUAUAUUACACCAAUAUGUGUAUGUAUUUUUAUGUAGUUCUAUCAACAAUGUUUUUUGACAAAUAAAAUCCACUAAUAUGUGAAUAUUAGUAUGGUCAGCUGCUGGCUCCACAUUACAUUUAUCAAUUCAUUGUAGACUCAACGAACAGGGAAGAAAUUGGUAAUCAUGGUCUCAAAUGUAGCUUUGCUGUGUCGCAUGGUUGCAGUGGUGGCGAUCACGUUUCUUGUGGUCUUGUUCUGGUUCUCAUUUCUCAACAACUGCCCUCCAAUUCAACAGCACCAGCAUUUAGAAAAACUUCACACGUCUGUCAAUGCCACUGCGAGAUCUAAUAUAAUAAAGGAAGAGAAACCGAUACUGUUGUUAUGGUUCUGGCCUGAAGACUUCCGGUUUAACCUGAGCGAUUGUCAAACCAUUUUUAAUAUUGACAGUUGUUUUUUGACGGACAACAGAUCGCUCUACAGCAACGCAGACGCUGUCCUCAUCUAUCACAAAUCCAUUAGCUGGGACCUGUCCAACCUUCCACCGUCUCCUCGCCCAGCGUUCCAGAAGUGGAUAUGGUUUAACCUCGAAUCACCGACUAACACGGCAAGAAAACCAGGUAUUGAAAACUUGUUCAACCAUACACUUAGCUACAGACAGGACGCAGAUAUUUUUACAAGGCUGCACUUGACUGUCAGAAAAACUCCAGAUGAAAGUUUCCAAAUUCCCAAGAAGGAGAAACUGGUCUGUUGGAUCGUAAGUAACAAUAAUGCCGGGUCGGGUGUUGGCACGAGGAACGCCUAUUACAAUGAACUCAAGAACCACGUCUACAUACAUAUGUACGGAAAGGCUUAUGGGACGUUCCUGGACCACAAGGACUACUAUUCCACCAUAGCCAGCUGCAAAUUUUAUCUCUCCUUCGAAAACUCAAUUCACAAAGACUACAUCACUGAGAAGUUCAAUGGACCUCUGGCAGUAGGUACUGUACCUGUGGUGCUGGGACCUCCAAGAAAAAACUAUGAAAACUUUGUACCAGGCGAUGCUUUUAUUCACGUAGAAGACUUCCCAGACGCAAAGUCUCUAGCAGAAUAUCUUAUCCGUCUGGACCUGGAUGAAGAGGCGUAUCGCAGGUACUUUGACUGGAGGAGACAUUUCUCGGCUCGACCUCAUUUACUACAGCAACAAGAGUUUGAUCUGCCCAUCUGCACGGCCUGUGAAUAUAUAGCAACACACAAAGACUAUAAAGAAAUGCAUAAUCUCUAUGACUGGUACAACAAUUAAUUCAAUGAUUUCGUAUUGCGUAUUUGAAGUUAAAAACUGCACUGAGUGUGAUGAAGGAUUUUCGUUCACUGCACGAAAAUCUAACGCAUGACAUACAUAAAUACACUGUAAAAAAAUUCCAUAGAAAUUGCAGCUGGGUUGCCGGUAACUUACCGUAGAUUUAAAUGUAUGUUUUUUACUGGCAACAUUUUGUUCAAAGUUAAAUGAACAUUAAACGUUUACAAGUCUUUGUCUUUACAGAGUAAAACUAAAACACAGAAUCAAGCAAAACAUUCUGGGAAAUAAAAUCUGAACAAAAAAAAAAAAAACAGAAAAAGGUUGAUGAUGAUUUCUGGUUCCCAGAAUGUUUUGCAUGAGGCUGUU
This is a messenger RNA of Misgurnus anguillicaudatus (oriental weatherfish), 1679 nucleotides long. The record is from RefSeq and is a predicted model, not a curated record. NCBI's taxonomy places the organism in Eukaryota, Metazoa, Chordata, Actinopteri, Cypriniformes, Cobitidae.